AUGGAGGAAGUUACAAUAGACAAUGGAAUGAUAAUUGAAGAAGAAGCUAUUGAAGGACUUCACUUGUUUGGAGAUAAAAAAGAAAUGACACUAUUUAAACAUUUAAAUAGAACACAUACAAAGAUAGGAGAAAAGAUGAUAAAAGAAUGGAUUAGACAACCAUUAAUAGAUAAGGAUAAGAUAAAUAAACGACUAGAAUUAGUAGAAGGGUUUUAUGAGAAUUCAGAGAUUCGAUUAAAAAUUAAAAAUGAAGAAUUAGCAAUAAUGGCAGAUUUAGAGAAGUUAAUAAAAGGGAUAAAUAAAAGUGAUUUAGAAAGUAUUGUCAAAUUAUAUGAAGCAGUAAGAAUUGGUAAAAAACAAGCAGCAAAUGAUCUUAAUAUUAAAACAGAUAAAAUUAAAAUAAUUGAAUAUAAUAAUAAUUUAAUAUUAAGAGUAUCUAAAAGUAAUGAAAAAGAAGUUAAAAAGAAUAAAAAGUAUACUGUUAUUCAAACACUUAAAGGAGAAUGUAAAUUUACAUUUAAAGAAAUGCAAACACUUAAUGUUAAAAGAGAUAAAGUUAAUUUAAAAGAAGAAGAAAUUAAUAAAAAAUUUAUAGAAGAAAUUAAUAAAGUAAUUGAAGGAUAUAAAGAAGCAUUUAAAGAAUUAGAAAAUAUUAUUGGAUGUAUUGAUUGUAUUCAAUCAUUUGCUACAGUUUCUAAUGAUAAUAAUCAAGGAUAUGCUAAACCAAGAAUAUAUGAAAGUGAAAAAGGAAUUAUUAAAAUUAAAAAAGCAAGACAUCCAUUAAUUGAAAAUAAUAGUAUAAAUACAUUUAUUGAAAAUGAUAUUGAUAUUAAUAGAAAAGAAACAAGAUUUCAAAAUAUUACAGGACCAAAUAUGGGAGGAAAAUCAACAUAUUUAAGAAUGAUUGGAUUAUGUGUUAUUAUGGCACAAAUUGGAAUGUUUAUUCCAUGA
Messenger RNA from Entamoeba dispar SAW760, 951 nucleotides. RefSeq lists its product as uncharacterized. The transcript has 2 exons. Gene Ontology annotation, biological process: mitotic recombination; mismatch repair. Lineage: Eukaryota; Evosea; Mastigamoebida; Endamoebidae. Bases 1 to 951 code for a protein of 316 amino acids. Gene Ontology annotation, molecular function: ATP binding; ATP-dependent DNA damage sensor activity; mismatched DNA binding. Gene Ontology annotation, cellular component: MutSalpha complex; nucleus. The record is from RefSeq and is a predicted model, not a curated record.